AUGCGAUGUGGACAAGUAGAAUCGAAGUCCGUAUUGGCCCGCGUAAACAUAACGCCUUAUUUUAUUGAUGGUUUGCAAUGGAAAGUAUGGCUGAUAGCCACUUGCGAUUUAGGAAUAGAUUUACCACGAUAA
Molecule: messenger RNA, 132 nt
Organism: Paraglomus brasilianum
Lineage: Eukaryota; Fungi; Glomeromycota; Glomeromycetes; Paraglomerales; Paraglomeraceae
Source: the annotation of a GenBank genome assembly